Messenger RNA from Harpia harpyja (harpy eagle), 1176 nucleotides. RefSeq names its product purpurin-like. The record is from RefSeq and is a predicted model, not a curated record. The transcript has 6 exons. NCBI's taxonomy places the organism in Eukaryota, Metazoa, Chordata, Aves, Accipitriformes, Accipitridae. Bases 117 to 722 code for a protein of 201 amino acids. Gene Ontology annotation, molecular function: retinol transmembrane transporter activity; retinoid binding.
GACCCAUUAUUUAAAGGCAGAUGGAGGGCAAUUCACACAAAACUCUCCUGCUGACUACAGCUCAAAGACUGUAGCAGAGUAGUCUCAGUGACCUCCAGCAUCUCUGUCCCAACAGGAUGAAAUAUGCACAGUAUGUUUUCCUGGCAUUGCUCUUCUCUGCUGUUGAAUAUAGCCUAGCUCAGACCUGUACAGUGGAGUCUUUCUCUGUGAAAGACAAUUUUGAUCCGAAGAGGUAUGCAGGGAAAUGGUAUGCUCUAGCCAAGAAGGAUCCAGAAGGUCUUUUCCUUCAGGACAAUAUCUCUGCUGAAUACAGCAUUGAGGAAGAUGGCACAAUGACAGCAUCUUCCAAAGGCCGAGUGAAGCUUUUUGGUGGAUGUCAUUACAGGUUCUGGGUGAUUUGUGCUGAUAUGGCUGCUCAGUACACAGUGCCUGACCCAACCACUCCAGCAAAAAUGUAUAUGACAUACCAGGGCCUGGCUAGCUACCUGUCCAGUGGUGGGGACAACUACUGGGUGAUUGACACCGACUAUGAUAACUAUGCUAUUACCUAUGCCUGCCGUAGUCUGAAAGAGGACGGCUCCUGUGAUGAUGGCUACUCCCUGAUCUUCUCACGCAAUCCUCAUGGCCUUCCCCCAGCCAUUCAACGCAUUUUGCAUCAGAAGCAGGAGGAAAUCUGCAUGUCUGGCCAGUUCCAGCCUGUGCUGCAGUCAGGGGCAUGCUAAUAAAUAUACUUCCGGUUCUAUCUUUAAGCACUGAAACCAGACUUCUUGGUCUUGAAGCUGUCAUUCACUUUUAAAAAAGAAAAUCAUAGUUUAAACUAGUGUUUUACUCCUGAAAAACAAGAAAAAGGUUAUGUGUUUGUAACUUGUGUGUAAUACAUUAUUGAUAACUGAAUUUUCAAGGGAAUACCUAAUGAGGCAUUUGUCAAUAAAUGUUUUUUUAAAAAAAUUUCUUCAACUGUUUCUUGUUACAUACAGUAUGCCUCUUUUACCAGCAUUUCUAUUUUAAUUCUGAAGUUAUAAAAACCUGUUGAACAAUAACUCUGAGCUGAGACUGACAAUGUGCUCUUUGCUACAUAUCUUACUAUGCUAUGUUUCUGGUACAUGUUAAUGUCCAAAGAUCUGCACUGAGUAUUUCUAAUCAAAUUAUCGAGCUAGUAUCAUAACUAACUAACUA